Molecule: messenger RNA, 1834 nt
Organism: Engraulis encrasicolus (European anchovy)
Lineage: Eukaryota; Metazoa; Chordata; Actinopteri; Clupeiformes; Engraulidae
Gene: pitpnb
Product: phosphatidylinositol transfer protein, beta
Exons: 12
Coding region: 7-828 (273 amino acids)
Biological process (GO): phospholipid transport
Cellular component (GO): cytoplasm
Molecular function (GO): phosphatidylcholine binding; phosphatidylinositol binding; phosphatidylcholine intramembrane carrier activity
Source: RefSeq, a predicted model, not a curated record
UGGAAGAUGGUGCUCAUCAAGGAAUACCGUGUGGUAGUGCCAUGCUCAGUUGAAGAGUACCAAAUAGGCCAGCUGUUCUCCGUGGCGGAGGCGAGUAAGAAUGAGACGGGCGGAGGAGAGGGCAUCGAGGUGCUCACCAACGAGCCCUACGAGAAGGAGGACGAGAAGGGACAGUACACACACAAGAUCUACCACCUCAAGAGUAAAGUGCCAGGAUUCGUGAAGAUGAUCGCACCAGAGGGGGCCUUGGUCUUCCACGAGAAAGCUUGGAAUGCCUAUCCCUUCUGCAGAACUGUUAUCACAAAUGAAUACAUGAAAGACGACUUCAUGAUCAAGAUCGAGACGUGGCACAAAGCCAACAACCUGGGAGAGGACGAAAAUGUUCAUCAGCUAGACGAGGAGACCUGGAAGACUGUUGAAGUGGUGCCUAUCGACAUCGCAGACAAAUCAGUGGUGGAGGCAGCGGACUACAAACCCCAUGAGGACCCCGCCCUCUUCAAAUCCAAAAAGACGGGCCGAGGACCGCUCAGUCCAGAAUGGAAGGAAGAGUUGUUGAACAAGCCUGGGCUGCCGCACAUGUGUGCCUACAAACUCGUCACGGUCAAGUUCAAGUGGUGGGGCCUACAGAGCAAGCUUGAGCAUUUCAUCCAUAAGCAAGAGAAGAGGAUCUUCACGAACUUCCAUCGUCAGCUCUUCACCUGGAUGGACAACUGGCACGGCCUCACCAUGGCUGAUAUCCGGAGAAUGGAGGAGGAGACCAAGAGGGAGCUGGAGGAGAUGCGUCAACAGGGCGCGGUGCGCGGCACGUCGGCAGCAGCAGAAGAGUAGCGCCACCAUGUGGUGGCCACAGGCAGCUGAGGAAGUCGGGGCAGGUACGCGGCAUGAGUGCAGCUCACGAGCAGUAAGCCAGACACACACGGACGGACGCAGACGGAAGGACGAGCAAUCCAACCAAUGGCAACACCGCUGCUACCAUGACAGAGAGAGCCCCAAGAGGAGUGCAUGUGUUUGUGUGUGCGAGCGCAUGUGUGUGUGUGUGUGCGAGCGCAUGUGUGUGUGCGUGUGCGAGCGCAUGUGCGCGUGCCUGUGUGCAUGCGUGUGUGUUUGCGUGUGUGUUUGCGUGUGUGUUUGCGUGUGUGUUUGCGUGUGUGUUAGCGUGCGCAUGUGUGUUUGCGUGUGUGCAUGCGUGGUGCGUGUGCGUGUGCGUGUGUGUGUGUGUGUUCGUGUGUUCGUGUGUGUGUGUUCUGGUUCCGGUUCCAUCUCCUGUAGGCUUGUAAUUGUUCAGACCUUUUUCCAAAGGGCUGCUCCGCAAAGUAUAUUUGCACUAGAUGUGAUUUGAUUGUUAAAGUAUUUUUAAAGGAGAUCUGUCUGAACAACCAGGUGACCAGACCACGACACGCAUGUCUUUUUUUCUUUUCUUUUUUUUUGCCAUUUUAUGUUAUUCGGUUAUUCAUGGAUAAUUUAUCUUUAGUUUGUGAUGGUGACGACAAUCGGUGUCCCACUGGGCUUGCAGCGUCAGUAUCCCGACUUCUGUCGGAAUACUCCACCUAGCAUAUCCCGAUUUCUCAAUAUCUUGAAUAAGUGCUUAUUCAGGGAUACUGAAGUGGGGAAACAGUGUUUAUAUAUGCUCAAACGCAUAUUCGGGAUACUGAACUGCAGGUAAAUGCACUCAAUGAGUCUUUCUGCAGUUGCUAUAUCUAGUAGAUCUGCCUUUGGCUCUUUACAUUUCAUCCUCCAAUUGGCCCUGUCUUCUAGUGACCAGUGUUGUGGUGCAUUUUUUUUUUUUACGGGAGUUCAGGAAUUAUUUAGAAGUUCUUCAUUAAAGUGGUGUAUG